AUGACCAUCGACGCAAUGGAUCUCGACACUUCACCCAGACCUGCUGAGGUCGAGCGCAAACGCAAGCACAAGACCAAAGACGCCUCACCGUCAAAAAAGCGCAAGCAGCCUCUGCCGAACGGCACCGAGACUUCUCAAGGCAAAAAAAGCAGCACCUCCACCAGCGCAGGCGCAAAGUCUGCCGACGGCUCCGGAUCCCCAUUCUCCCUCACUACGGCCACCCUGUACCUGCCGCUGGCGCCCAUCUCCAUCUCGUCGACCGUCGCGCUUCAAUCACUGCUCGCUGAGCAUCUGUCCCCACUACUUCUUACCUAUUACCCACCCUUGAAGGGUGUUGUCCUGGCCUACAGCCAUGCCUCUAUCUCCGCCACGCCUCCAUCGUCUAGAUCCCGCAACGGCUCCUCCGAUCCCAACCCUCAGCCGCUCACCCUGGCCCGCAGCGCGGACGAAUACGGCGUCUUGUACGUCUACCUGACCGCCACAUUCCUGAUUUUCCGGCCCCAGCGCGGUCAAACGCUUGAAGGAUGGGUCAAUGUGCAAUCGGAGGGCUUUAUGGGCGCUGUCGUCUUCAACUUGUUCUCUGUGGGCAUCGAGCGCAAGCGACUCCCGACAUCGUGGACCUGGGUUCCUCCGGGUGAGGAUGAUGAGAUGCCCGAGAAUACUCACAAAGAUCUUACUACCGACGACGAGUCUGGCGUCAGUGGAGUGCCUCCCAGUUUCGAUGCCGCGAAGGAACUUUUCCAGCCUGCCGCGAAGGCGAUUGACGAGGUGGACAUUGACGGUGAGGCGGAAGAAGAGGAGGCGGCCAGUGGUCACUUCCAGUCUGUCUCGGGCCACAAAGUGCGCGGUACCAUCAAAUUCCGUGUGGUUGACAUUGAUGUGAUUCCCGGGUCGGAUCGGGACCGCGGCUUCCUGAGCAUCGAGGGUACCAUGUUGACUGACGAGGAAGAGCAAGCGCUUCUGGCGGCAGAGCGACAGGGCCAUGCGCUGCCUCCAUCCUUCUUGGCCUCGCCUCAUAAGAGGAAUGCGCGGAUCAUUCCUAUCUCGAGCUCUCCAGCGGCAGACUCCGUGGUGGAUGUCUCCGUGGUAGAGAUCGAAGAGCCUACUGGGCAGGAGGAGGAUGAGACCGAGCCCGCCGAGAAGAAGACCAAGGAGAAGAAGGAAAAGAAAGAAAAGAAGGACAAGUCCAAGUCGAAGGACAAGACGGAGAAGAAGGAAAAGAAGGAGAAAAAGGAGAAGAGCAAGAAAUAG
This is a messenger RNA of Penicillium oxalicum, 1251 nucleotides long. Its product is annotated as DNA-directed RNA polymerase I subunit RPA43. Gene Ontology annotation, biological process: DNA-templated transcription initiation. The coding region runs from base 1 to 1251 and encodes 416 amino acids. The record is from RefSeq and is a predicted model, not a curated record. NCBI's taxonomy places the organism in Eukaryota, Fungi, Ascomycota, Eurotiomycetes, Eurotiales, Aspergillaceae. Gene Ontology annotation, cellular component: RNA polymerase I complex. The transcript has a single exon.